CUUUUUAAAGCAACAAAAUAUUUUUUUUUUUAAUUUUGAUAUAACGUUGCUACGCGAGUUGUCACUUUUGAGUGCGAAUGUGUAUUGCUAGACCGUGCGUGAGUGUGAUUGUUGAUUUCGAAACGCUCUUUGAUUAACAAAAACAAUUGCCGCCAAAAUGUCCACCCAAUUCGAGUUUAUCAUGCAACUCUACAUGAUGAAUUUGUUGCAGCAACAACAACAACAACAGCAGCAACAAUAUCAACAGUUGCAGCAGCAGCAACAACAAAUUCAUAUACUUCCCUCAGCCAACAAGCGUGAGAUGGAAAUGGACAUCAGCAGCAGCACAAUGACCGCAACGGCAAUCACCAAUAUCCCUCAGCAACAUCAGCAACAGCAGGAGCAGCAGCAGCAAUCACAGCAGCCACAAAAUCCAAGAACGCAAUUACGCAAAAAUUCGCAAACCACCACCACAAUCACCACCAACUGUAGUAGUAGCAGUAGUUGUAUCACCCGUAGUCCCAAUAGUAAUUCCAACUCCUCAAUAGCCAUACAACAACAGCAACUACAUAAUACACAACACAAUCUUUCCCCCCUACAACAGUUGCUGCUCGGCCAAUUGGCGCCACCGCCGCCAAUGCUAGCAACGCCGCCACCUGCGCUCACCACACCCUCGAAUUUGUUUUUGACACCAACAACACCAAAUUCAGGAUUGUCCGCUACGACGGCGCUAUCAUUGGCCGCGGCUGCAUACAAUGCCACUGCGAGCAGUCAACUUCCCCUACAAACACAAUUAUUCCCCACAACCCAAUUGGCUUGUAAUACACCCAUUACAGCUGGUAAUUUUCUUCAAUCUUCCACAGUGACAUCUACGCCCACCGAAGAGGACGAUGAGGAGAAUGAGGUGGAGGUGGCAGCGUCGACGCAGCUGGAAGAGGAAGAGUGUAAUCUCAUGGAUAAUGACUCGACCGCAUCCAACAGCGUUGAAGAUGUCAGUGGUGUCAUUAUGCUGGAUGAUGAGAAGUAUUGUGCACAAGCGCAGAACCCGACCGAAAGGCAGGAAGAUCAGCGUGUUUGCGCGAAACUAGAAGCAGAAGCGGAGGAAGGUGACAUUGAGGUGCAGCGGGAUAACGACGAUGGAGUUGAAGAUGCUGGAGACGAAGUAGCGGAUGAAGAGGAGGAUGACGAGAAGCCUUUGGCUAGCCUAUUGCAUAGCACCUCUGGUGCGGAAAAUCUGAAUGCGAGAAAUAAUUCAACAAACGCUCUGGACGAUUCAACGAGUGGGCCAUACCAAACGCCCACGAAACAUCCAGCCGAUUCUACCCACUAUAUGCCACAACAGAACUCUACCAUCUCUCAGGAUACUGCCAGUUCGUUUACCCAACUCGUGGAUAGUGAGAAGUCAAAUAUGACUCCAAUGUCAUUUGCCAAAACUCUACUUACUCCACCGUCUAGUGACCAAUUGCCCACAGCGAGUAACAAUAAACUUUACUUCAGCACUAACCAGCAGUCCCUCAGUCAUGAGUCCAAUCAGUCCAUUUCCAAGACCACUGCUCUCAGCAACUCUUCAGCCAUCAUGAGUCUUAGCACUGUCAGCAGCUUAGAUGCCUUUCUGCAAAAUGAAGAGAACCUUAAGAACUUGCGGAAAGUCUCCUCUUAUCUGGAGUGCGACAAUGCGCUUUGUCGUCAGGAGAAUCUUCGUGAACAUUUCCACUGCUUUGAUGAGCCCUGUCAGGGUAAGAUACUCAGCAAAAAGGAUGACAUCAUACGUCACCUGAAGUGGCACAAGAAACGUAAGGAGAGUUUGCUGCUGGGCUUUGCCCGCUUCUCCGCCUCGGACGACUGUGAGCCAUCUUAUGGCGCGGGUUGCGCGUACUGUUGGAAGCAAACGCAUUAUCAUUGUGUCUAUGAGGAUUGCACGAAGGUGUAUGUGAGCACGAGCGAUGUGCAGAUGCAUGCGAAUUUCCAUCGCAAGAAUUCGGAAAUUGUGCAGGAGGGCUUUCGACGGUUUCGCGCACACGAAAAUUGCAAAAUAGAAGAUUGCCCUUUUUUUGGCAAGAAGACGUCGCAUUAUCAUUGUUGUCGCGAGGGUUGCAACCACACGUUCAAGAACAAGGCGGAUAUGGAUAAACACAAGUCCUAUCACCUGCGCGACUAUCAGCUCACUCAGGAUGGCUUCAAGAAGAUACUGAAAACCGAGGCAUGCCCCUUUGAAGGUUGCAAAUUCUCAACUGUCUGCAAUCACAUCCAUUGUGUACGCGAGGGCUGCAAUUAUAUUUUGCAUUCAAGCAGCCAAAUGAUCAGCCAUAAACGUAAGCACGAUCGGCUCGAUGGCGAGCAGGCCUAUCAGAAGUUUAAAAAACAGAAAGAUUCAAGCGGUGAGGAUUCACCAGCGCAAAUUGCCACAACAAGAACAGCGGCCAGCACAGUGGCGCCUUCUAAUAUGGCCACACACACAACAACGCCAUUGUCUUCGCUGAGCGCAGAUCGUUUUCUGGCGCGUAAACGCGGGCGCCCACCAAAGAAAAUUGAACUGCCCGUCAAGACAGAGCCAACUAAGCGCAUCAAAUUAGAGUCGAAUAGCGACCAGCUGGCAGCCGCUGCUGCUUGCGCGCAACUCGCCACCAACAAUGGUGCUAAUAAUUCACUGUUGUCUGGUAGCAUAGGUGCUCUCUUUCCAACGCCUUACCUUUCCAACUACAAUGCCGCCACCGCCACCGCAGCCGCCGCCGCAGCAGCUGCUGCACAAAGCAUGCAAAUGCAGGACUCCAACACACCCAAUAUGCAAUUGACGCAUUUGAUGGCACUCUUCCAGCUGCAAAAUCCACUCUUCUAUCAAAAUCUCUAUCCCGGUGGCAUGCCUGCGAAUAUGGCGAAUAUGUUGGGUGCCGCAGCGCUGGCUGGUGCCUUGCCAUCCGCCAGCGGGACCUAUGGCAAUAUGUCAGCGAUUGGUGGCGCGACGGGUGCGACCAUAAAAUCGGAAUUUGGCGACAAGCAGCAGCAGCAGCAGUACAAAGAUUGAAUGCGGCGGCACGCAAUGUUGAAUUGUUGAAUAGGUUUUGACGACAGGGGUCGCCUACGGUAAAUUGCAUUGGGAAGCGUGUGGUUUUGCUCAUUGCAAAAUUGUAAUCGAGAUAUCACAUGCGAAGCGUUCGGCGUGGCGCACGUCCUCAAACGGGUACUUGUUGGUUGUUCUAGAAACCCGAGGGCGUAAAAUAAGCUGUGUGAUACAGUGUGCCCACCGACUUACAAAGCUUGAGUGCAAUUGGUUGCAAAAGCUUAAAGCUCACACUCUUGAUUUGUGUGAGACCGUAAGUCUCACAUUUGUGUUGAGCCAAUUUUAGGGCGUGCAAAUUGCAUAUAUUUGGUGGGACUCAUGUAAUGUUAGACUACUCGUAUGCUACUUAGGAAUAAUUAAGUUCUGCAAAAUUCGAUGUACCUAUGCCCAGAUACUGAGAUAGGGGAUUUUUAGCGGGAAUUCAGUUUAACUUUUUAGAAGCACAAAAUAAGCGAACUAGAAAAUUUUGAUGAUUUCGUAUUCUUUCUUUUUUAAAUUAAUUCCUAAACGCGUUUUCUAAACAAAUUCAAUUUCUGAUUAGAAAAUACCUAUUAACGCGCUUGAAAAGUUUCGGAGAGCAUCUUUGUCUGUAUGAUAGAAGUUAAUAGAUUUCAGGACUAGUACAGGGAGAAUAUCAUUUCAAUAAUUAAAAUGUAGUACAGGCGAGUUUUAUGGCAUUUCAUGGCUUAGUUUUGAUAAAAGUUUCUUUGUCAACUUUUUGAAAACUGUGAAAGCUCGUUGCUUAGAGCUGCAAGCUCAGUUCAUGAAAGUUACCGCAGUGCUUAAAAAAGCUGGCAGAAAAACUUUUAAAACAUAAGUUUUCAUAAAAAUUGAUAGUUUCUGAAAGGCGCAUACGUUGGAAUUUUUUAGUUGAAUCUACCAAAGGAAAUAUAGGAAAUGUCUCUAACUCUGGACUGUCAUCCUUCCGAAUCCAUUCAAAUUAUGACGCGCGUUCCAUUUUCUAGCUCUCUUAUUUUUUCAACAUUUGUUUUGCUCUAAGUUUUAAUUUAUAAAAGCGCUGAAAUUACAUGUUUAAAUAAAUAAAUUAAAUAAACAUAUAAAUAAAAAUCUAUUGGGGACAUUAUUUGUAUUCAGGAUUUGAAGGUUUUCGUUAGUACACAAAAAACAAAAAAGGGAUGACGUUCCAGUGUUAAAGAAGCCAAAAGAAAUAAGCCAAUUAUAA
Messenger RNA from Anastrepha obliqua, 4220 nucleotides. It is a transcript of the gene cas, whose product is annotated as transcription factor castor. Bases 158 to 3001 code for a protein of 947 amino acids. Gene Ontology annotation, cellular component: nucleus. The transcript has 4 exons. Gene Ontology annotation, biological process: positive regulation of transcription by RNA polymerase II; regulation of neuron differentiation. The record is from RefSeq and is a predicted model, not a curated record. Gene Ontology annotation, molecular function: DNA-binding transcription factor activity, RNA polymerase II-specific; RNA polymerase II transcription regulatory region sequence-specific DNA binding. Lineage: Eukaryota; Metazoa; Arthropoda; Insecta; Diptera; Tephritidae.